Molecule: messenger RNA, 4191 nt
Organism: Hippocampus comes (tiger tail seahorse)
Lineage: Eukaryota; Metazoa; Chordata; Actinopteri; Syngnathiformes; Syngnathidae
Gene: fgfr4
Product: fibroblast growth factor receptor 4
Exons: 19
Coding region: 930-3692 (920 amino acids)
Biological process (GO): regulation of bile acid biosynthetic process; protein phosphorylation; cell surface receptor protein tyrosine kinase signaling pathway
Cellular component (GO): signaling receptor complex; plasma membrane
Molecular function (GO): fibroblast growth factor receptor activity; fibroblast growth factor binding; ATP binding
Source: RefSeq, a predicted model, not a curated record
UGCACGACUCGCAACUUGAAGUGUCACGAAAUAGGGAUGCUCCUCCCGACUCGACUCGCUUCUCCAACGCUUCAAAAGUUUUGCCGGGUUUUUUACUUGUUUCUCUUUCGAUGCGUUUGAGACGCUUUUUGCUCCUGGAAACAACCCGUUUCAUCACGUUCGGAGCCCGAUUGUCAACGCGCAACCCGUACGAGGACAGUUCCGAGCAGUCACAAGUACACAAAGCGUCACUGGAGUGAGCGAUGCAAAGAGAGCCGGUUUAUCUCUCGCUCAUUUCCAUGCCGCCUGUUGCGCCGAGAAGGCCGGAUAACUCCAGAUUUGCAUUUAAGAGCGUCGAGAUGUCACGUGGACGGAAAAUGACGGAUCCAUCGAGACUCCGAUCCCAGAGUGGCUAUUUUGCAAAGCCGAAUAUCAGCGAGAAUGUUUUACAGCGUCGCCGUCGUCAGUUUGCCUCAAAACGUCCACGAGAAAGUGCGCAGAUUGAUCAAUUAGCGCGGAAGCAAGCGGGAGACGGCGUUGACCUUCAUAUUCCGCGUCUCCCUGGCAAGUUUCAAGUGUUUUCUUCCCCCGGUCAGGGCCCAUUAACCCAGGUCGGCCCUUAGCGCCGUCCAUUGACAAACAACAGGCGGUAACAGCUCGGCCCCUCAUUCAUGACGCAGAGGGAGAGCCCUGGACAAUGUAGGACUGAACAGACGAGCGGGACAGCUCACAGGACAUCUGGUUCAGAAUGCAGCUGCUCCCAGUCCAAACAGUCGCUUUUUAGGUUGGAUCGUGCGGAGUGCCCGGUCCCCAUUUUUGUUUUGCCUUCGCAGGUUCCAGACUUGAGGACCGGCGGCGCCGCCGCCGAUGCCAGGAGCCGGCGAGUGAGGCCAGGUCUGGGCUUCCCGCGUUGACGUCGUAGCCUUGGAACGAGCCUCGAGAAGAUCGGCAUGGCGAGGCUCUGCGCGUUGUGCCUGCUCCUGCUCUGCUGCUCAGACCAGCUCUCGGCCAGGUCCCGCGACGGAGCGGCAAGAACCAAAGCUCUUCAGAUGUCCAGACCUCUGAUCGUGGCAGGUUACCCGGAAAACAUCACAGCGACGGUGACCGGUCAGGCCAAGCUGCUGUGCAAAGUCCACCGGCCGGCAUCCACUCGGGUGCAGUGGCUUAAGGUGGAGCUCGGGGGACCGGGCCGGGGCCUCAGACCCCUCACGCCCCUGCGGAGCAACGCAUCCAAGUUGAACACCUUGCAUCUGUCCGACAUCAGCCGGGAGGACGCCGGCGAAUAUAUCUGCGUGGCCGAAAGCAAACACAAAGGGAAAACCGUGCAAGCCAUGCGGUCGGCGUGGCUGGAAGUCCUGCCAGACGGCCUGAUUGGGGACACGGCACAGCGUCUCCUGCUGGAGCCGGGCGACGUCCUGAAAUUGCGCUGUGACACGCCCACUCGGCCGGGCAUGGCGGUCAACUGGUACAAAGAGGGAAACCGGCUGGUGCCCGCGCCCCGAAUCCAGCUCCGUGGCGCCGUCAUGGAGAUCGCCGACAUCACGGAGGAGGACUCGGGAGUCUAUGUGUGCGCCCUGCGCGGAACCAGAGGGCCCGUGAAGAACUUCACCGUCACCGUGACCGACUCGCUGGGCUCAGGAGACGAUGACGAGGACAACGGCUUGGAUGACUCAUCAUCCGAGAUCGAGAACGACCAAGUUUACCUUUCUAGAGGUCCUUACUGGACCCACACCCAGAGGAUGGAAAAGAAGCUGUAUGCCGUCCCGGCGGGCAACACAGUGAAGUUUCGUUGCCCGGCCAUGGGUAGCCCUUUGCCCAGUAUUCGGUGGCUCAAAAAUGGCAGGGAGUUCAGAGGCGAGCACCGUAUCGGGGGCAUCAAGCUGAGGCAUCAACACUGGAGCUUGGUGAUGGAGAGCGUUGUGCCUUCAGACAGAGGAAAUUACACCUGCGUGGUGGAAAACAAAUACGGCGCUAUUUCUCACAGCUAUGUCCUUGAUGUCCUAGAGCGCUCGCCCCAUCGGCCCAUCCUGCAGGCGGGUCUACCGGCCAACACCACAGCAGUCGUGGGCAGUGACGUCCAGUUCCAGUGCAAAGUCUACAGUGAUGCGCAGCCACACAUCCAGUGGCUCAAACACAUCGAGAGGAACGGGAGCCGAUACGGACCUGACGGGACACCGUACGUCCAGGUUCUCAAGACCGGCAGUCUCAACAUGUCCGAGGUGGAGGUGCUCUACCUGUCUAAAAUCACCACGGAGGACGCGGGAGAGUACACCUGUCUGGCUGGAAAUUCCAUCGGUUUUGCCUACCAGUCGGCUUGGCUCACCGUCCUUUCGGAGGAAGAAGCCGCGGACUCCCCGGACACCAUCGAGACCAAGUACACGGACAUCAUCAUCUACGCCUGCGGCUUCUUGGCUCUGAUCAUGGCCAUCGUCAUCGCGGUUUUGUGUCGGAUGCAAGUCCACCCCCGACGGGAGCCGUUUGAUGCCCUCCCGGUCCAGAAGCUUUCCAAGUUCCCGCUGCGCCGGCAGUACUCGGUGGACUCCAAUUCAUCAGGGAAGUCCAGCGCGUCUUUGAUGAGGGUGGCCCGCCUUUCAUCGAGCUGCUCUCCCAUGCUGGCCGGAGUGAUGGAGUUUGAAUUACCGCACGACCCCGACUGGGAGUUCCCCAGAGACAACUUAACGCUGGGGAAACCUCUGGGGGAAGGCUGCUUCGGGCAAGUGGUUAGAGCCGAGGCCUACGGCAUCAACAAGGACUCUCCGGACCAAGCUACCACUGUGGCGGUGAAGAUGCUGAAAGACGAUGCCACGGACAAAGAUCUCGCUGACCUCAUCUCCGAAAUGGAGCUGAUGAAGGUGAUGGACAAACACAAGAACAUCAUCAACCUGCUCGGAGUCUGCACCCAGGAGGGACCCCUGUACGUACUGGUGGAGUACGCCUCGAAAGGCAGCCUGCGCGAGUACUUGCGAGCGCGACGGCCUCCGGGCAUGGACUACACUUUCGACGUCACCAAGGUGCCUGAGGAGCAGCUCACCUUCAAGGAUUUGCUGUCUUGUGCCUACCAGGUGGCCCGAGGGAUGGAAUACCUGGCUUCUAAACGGUGCAUCCACCGAGAUUUGGCGGCCAGGAACGUCCUGGUGACGGAGGACAACGUGAUGAAAAUCGCCGACUUCGGCCUGGCAAGGGGCGUCCACCAGAUCGACUACUACAAGAAGACCACCAACGGACGCCUGCCGGUGAAGUGGAUGGCACCCGAGGCCUUGUUCGACCGGGUCUACACGCACCAGAGCGACGUGUGGUCGUUUGGCGUGCUCAUGUGGGAGAUCUUCACCCUGGGGGGCUCGCCCUAUCCUGGCAUUCCCGUUGAGGAGCUCUUUAAGCUGCUGAAAGAAGGACACCGCAUGGACAAGCCCUCCAACUGCACCCAUGAACUCUACAUGAUGAUGCGCGAGUGCUGGCAUGCGGUUCCCAUCCAGAGACCCACCUUUAAACAGCUGGUGGAGGAGCUGGACAAGGUGCUGCUGUCCAUCUCCGAUGAGUACUUGGACCUGUCGACACCUUUCGAGCAGUACUCGCCGUCGUGCGAGGACACAUCCAGCUCAUGCUCGUCCGACAACGACUCGGUCUUCACGCACGACGCGCUGUCCACUGAGCCGUGCCUGCUGGGCUACCAGGUGGCGCGCCCCCGCGGUGACCCCAAGACGGCGCCCCGCUAAGGCCCCCGUGCCGGCAGGACGCGUUUUGCUUGGCUUUUGUUUUUUUGAAUGGAGCACUGAGGACAGAUGGAUUUUGGACAGCAACCGCCGGGACGUUUUGGUAAACUGCGGCACAAACACACAAAAAAAGUGCCACGAGGAGCCGGAGCAGGGGCCCGCCACCACUCGCCCGCCUCUCCCCAAAUGUUAUUUUGAAAGACAUUUUAUUUUAACAAGGAAAAAAAAAUAUAUAGAUUUAUUUUGCUAUGUUAAAAAAAGAAGCGAUUGUUAAUUAUAAAUCUCUCUAUAUAAGAUUAUUUUACUUUUGUCUUGCUUAUUUAAAACAAAAAGUCUUAAAACUCAGGAUCUCUUGUGCUAAAAAGAAAAAAAAAGAAGUUGGAGGAAGUGUCUGAAUUGAUGAUUUCCUGUGAAUAUAUUAGAACAAUAAAAUAUUGUAUGUAUAUAUAUCAUCAAGCGGUAAUGCAAAUACACUUGGCUUUAUAAAUUAUUUUGUAUGACA